GACAUUUCAGUACCUCCGUUCCUGAGGAUGUAAAGAACCUAUAAUUCGAUUUUUUAGAUGUUUUGGAGAAGUUUGAGAAGUUUGAGUCUAAAAACCUUUUUAAAGUUGGAAGAAGCUCCACGUGGUGUAAAGGUUCUGUACCAGUUGAACGUCUUACCUCUGAGCCAUGAAACCUUUAGAAGCCUUUUUAAAGGUUUCACUGACCAGAAGGGGAAACCACAUCUCACAAGAGCGUCAGGAGGCUGAGUUCUCAGUUCAGGUACGCUUUUAUCUGCUGUUAAUUUAAGCAGUCUGAGCAUCAGCAGCGCGCUGUUCAGCACUUUAACAGGGCUCAACCUGCAGAGAAGUCAGACACUGAGGUUUGAAUGGUCUGGGAGUAAAAUGGUCAUUCUGAUGUUUCUGAUGUUGCUGACCACAGUAACAGGGCAGGAACCGCUACCCCAACCCCACCUAGACAUCCUCUGCCAGUCUUUCGGAGAACGGAGAGUCCGGUGCGCUCCUGCUGGACAGCAGUACACAUGGACUCUAAACAGCACUGUGAUAAACAGCACUGACGCCUAUAUGAGCGACCCAAGUGACGUGAUCAUUCUGAAGGGUCACAUGACUGGAAACCUCACCUGUGUCAUUUCCAUGGGAAGUGGAGAGCAAUUUACCACCGCCUGGCUUCCUGUCUGCGAACAAAGCGAUUAUUCAAAGCAAGUCUGCGACGACAGAGAAAAGAAACCCGAUCAGCUCUGUGUGAAUUCCAGAAUUGUCCUGCUAGGGUGUGGAACUCUGGCUGUGUUAGUGACCCUCAUUUUAGCGCUCUGCUGUCUCAGGAUCGCAUUGGACACCAAAUUAAAGUCUUUACCUGAAGAUCAGCCCAUCUACACUGAAAUUGACUUUGAAACUCAAGAAGAGAAUAAAGCAAGGAGUGGAAUUCAGGACAUGGCGGUGAUGUAUGCAAAGGUCAGAAAGGGUUCCAAUGACCGGCAGCCUGAAGGACAAAGAGACACCAGCAACCUGGACUUCUGCAUGUAUGGCCACGAUUAGACACCGAAACCGACAUGCACAGAAAAUAACCAGGGCAGCAGAUCUGAAAGCCUUCAACGCAGAGCUGAGACAGAUAUUUACAGGCGGUUAAAGUUUCUUUUAGCUAUCUCUGUCUGAAAAUGCCUGUGCUGAUGUUAGAGACUCACACUGCAGGCUUCUCGUUCAGCUUUUAAUCUGAACCCUUUUACAGCAAUAUUCUUUCAGCUUAAACAUAUAUUAAAGUGUUAUGAAGCUUUUUAAAGAUCUGCACAUGGAGGAAGACCAAACUAUGUAAAGGCUUUAUAAAACAUUGCUGGUGCUGCAUCGAUGCUAAUAAAAAA
Molecule: messenger RNA, 1352 nt
Organism: Pygocentrus nattereri (red-bellied piranha)
Lineage: Eukaryota; Metazoa; Chordata; Actinopteri; Characiformes; Serrasalmidae
Exons: 5
Coding region: 382-1032 (216 amino acids)
Source: RefSeq, a predicted model, not a curated record